This is a messenger RNA of Rotaria sp. Silwood2, 1764 nucleotides long. NCBI's taxonomy places the organism in Eukaryota, Metazoa, Rotifera, Eurotatoria, Philodinida, Philodinidae. The record is from the annotation of a GenBank genome assembly.
AUGACUGACGAUUCAGAAGAUGACGAAGCUCAUAACACUAGUAAAAAGCAUAAACUAGGACAUUUACGUGUUGAUACUCAAGGAAAUGCAACAUUUAAACGUUUACCAACUAAUCAACUUGUUGAAGCAUUGCAAUUAGGUAUUCAAUAUAGUGUUGGUGGUCUAGAAGCAAGACCAGCACAUGAUGUACUUUAUCAAGAUUUUGUUACUGUUGAAAUAAUAAAUUUUCCAAAAGGUGGAAGAAAUACACCAAAGGCUACACCACCACAUCGUUUUAAUGAUUUUACAAUUCGAUCAUAUGCUCCUGUUGCAUUUCGACAUUUUCGAGAAAAAUUUAAUAUUAAACCAGAAGAUUAUUUAUCUUCAAUAUGUAGACCUUUUCGUGAAUUAAAAAAUCCUGGUGCAAGUGGAAGUUUAUUUUAUUUAACAUCCGAUGAUGAAUUUAUUAUAAAAACAGUACAAAAAAAAGAAGCUGCAUUUUUAAAAACUCUUCUUCCGGGUUAUUAUAUGAAUGUUACACAAAAUCAACGUACAUUAUUACCAAAAUUUUUUGGUCUCUAUUGUUAUCAAGGUGAAAAUAAAAAUAUUCGUAUAACUGUUAUGAAUAAUUUAAUUCCAUCUCAUAUUCAAAUGCAUGAAAAAUAUGAUCUUAAAGGUUCAACAUAUAAACGACGAGCAAAUAGUGAAGAACGACUUAAAGAAUCUCCAACAUGGAAAGAUUUAGAUUUUAUGGAACGUCAUCCAGACGGUUUAAUACUUGAUUCCGAAACACAUAAUGCUCUAGAAAAAACAGUUCAACGUGAUUGUCGAGUACUUGAAAGUUUUCAUAUUAUGGAUUAUUCAUUUUUAAUUGGUGUUCAUCAUGCUAAUUCACAUACAGAUUCACCAAGAGAACAUCCAGUUACAAACGGUGUAUCAAAUAAUUCAACAUUAGCACCACCAUCAUUACGUAGAAUGUAUUCAACACCAAUGGCUAGUAUUCAAGCUGAAUUUGGAGAUCAUAAUAAACCUGAUGAUGAUCAUCUCGCCAAAACUGGUGGUAUUCCAGCACUAACAGCUGAUGGUCAAAGAUUGUAUCUUUAUGUUGGUAUCAUCGAUAUACUACAGUCAUAUCAAUUACGAAAAAAAAUUGAACAUAGAUUUAAAUCUGUGAUAACCGAUGGAUCACAAAUAUCCGUCACACGUCCAAGUUAUUAUUCUGAACGAUUCCAAAAGUUUCUUUUCCAUACUGUAUUCAAAAAAGCACUACCAAGACAGUCAAAACCAGAUGUAAUGACAGGAUCAAGACAAACAAUAAAUAAUAAUCUUUAUACAAAUCCACCAACGAAUAAUACUCCUUCAAUAAAGUCAUUGAAUGGUAUACCGUAUACUAUUCCAUCGAGAUUAAUUUAUUCAACUUCAAGUUCAAGUGCAGGAACAACAAAUAGUCGUUUAACAAUGAAUGGUACACCAAUACGAUCAUCAAAACAAAGUGAACAAAGAAAUAUUCAUGGAAGUUCAACAACAUUUUAUGCUAGUUCACAACAGUCAGAUUCUUUAUUUAAUGAACCAAUACAUAGAUCAUCAGGGAGAGUUUUAACAACAAGACUUGACACUAAUCAUACAGAUAAUUCAAGAAUGAAAUUUUAUCGAGAUUUAUCAACACCACCAAUUAUUGAUGUUGAAAAACGUCAUAGUUUAUUAGCAAAGAAUGGAAAUGUUGGGAAAAAAAUCACAUCAUCUACUACUAAUAUAUCACAACGUAAGAAUUUUAUUUUUAUUUAA